Molecule: messenger RNA, 2319 nt
Organism: Gregarina niphandrodes
Lineage: Eukaryota; Apicomplexa; Conoidasida; Eugregarinorida; Gregarinidae
Exons: 1
Coding region: 1-2319 (772 amino acids)
Source: RefSeq, a predicted model, not a curated record
AUGGCCGGGCUAUCGAAUAAUAAUUAUAUGAAGUGCUGCUCUGGCGUGAGAAGCCGGUUGCCGCUGCAGAUUCGUGCAGCUGUGCUGCUCGCGCCUUCUGCUAUUGAUGCCAGGGCACCGUCUCGGGAGGCAUCGGUCACUAGUGGAUUAGUAGAGCCAGGCCGGCGUGUAGGUGGCCGACCCAUCGACCUGCUGGGUGACGGCCACAGUAGUGUGUCUUGUCAGAGUGGUAUUCUGGAGAACUGUCCUGCUUUUUCCGUCCAGGUGCUUAAGGAGUGCCUGGAGAAGGAGAAGGCCGAGUCAUUACUAAACGAAGAGGAAGAGAAAGGCCUUGUAAAAUGCGCUGUAGAGGCAGUUGAGAGCAUGGCAGCGGGUGCUGCUCAGAGAAUGGCAGGCGAAAGCGCGCAAGUACCUAUGGAGGUUGCAUGCGGUAGUUGUACCUGGCAAUGGUUGAAAUUAGUAACCCUGGUGCGCCAUAGGUUGUCUAAGCUCAAGUUUAACCAGUUAAUUGAGACCGCCGAGACCAUUUUCAGGAAGCCUCCGGGUAUAAGUAGUUCGUGGUUUCUUGCAUGCCUUUUCUACCGACGUUUACCCGGCAACUGGCUGCGCCAUAUGCUGCCACAGCGGUACCGAGCAGGGCCCUACCCCGCGAGCCAGGGCGGAUGGCUGUGUUCUCAGUUGCUGCAUUUGGUGGCCUUCCCCGAUGGUGUGGACAGCUUGCCGGAGCAACCCGGGUCCAUAGACCUGGUCUGUGCGAGUUCCAAGCUGGAAUGUUAUCUGCGUAACGCCCUCGAUAAUUUUCGCAUCAAAGAAGGCACAUGGUCGCCGCGGGAUCACAGACGUUACAAAAACAUAGUCUCACGGCUUUACCAAUCUUUGGGACCCGAGUUAUUUAACCGCCGAAUUGAUCACUGCAGGAGAAACUGGAUCGUCCCCCCCCCGAGCCUCGUGAUUUCCAACACUUUAUACCUUCGGUGCUUGCUGCAGUAUGUCCGGCUUCCCCCGUCACGGAAUUGCAAGUCAAUAAACUCCUCAGCAGGCGGUGGGCCGUUGGCAGACCCUGGUAGGUCAGGCCGUGAUGGAUUAGCAGACGAUGAUAAGCCGGCGGGCGUUGAUAAGCCGGCGGGCGUUGAUAAGCCGGCGGGCGUUGAUAUGUCGGCUGACGUUGGUAAGUCGGCAGACGUUGAUAUGUCGGCAGACGUUGAUAUGUCGGCAGAGCAUGGUCCUGAUGAGUUAGCAGACGCAGCAGACGCAGCAGGCGGAGCAGACCGUGAUGGUGGACUCUCAAGGUCCAGUGGUUCGCCGGUGGAUGAGGAUAUGGCGAGGUUCCUUGGGUACGUGUUAAAAAUUUGUGGCGAGUCGGAGCGGGAGCGAGAAGCACCUACGGAGGCGGAGAAAGAAGCCGUUGCUCGCCGAGUGAGCAGGUCACUGGUUUUGGCGCUGCAACGGUGGCAUUCAGGCGAGGUGUCAGUGGUUGUGCCGGUCUUCCGGACGUGUGGAUGGCGCUGGCUUCGGCUUGCAGACUGGCUGCAGGAGAAGUUGCCCGGGCUGGCCAAGGAGGGGUUGCCCGGACUACCCGAGAUAGUGGCGUUGGGAGAGAAGAUGGUCCGGCGGCCACCCAGCGUGUCACGUCUUUGGUAUGUUGCUUGUAUAAUGCAGUCUUAUUUCUCCGGCACCAUCAUCCGCAGGAGUUUGACCUCCCUGCUGCGUGAAAAAGUCCUGAAUGAAUUGUGGGACUCGACCCAGACGGUCUACUGCGAAAACUUCCCUUCCGAGUUCUCUCAACUACCGGCGUCCAAGACUUCCAUACAGCUAAUCCAUGUGGCCUCCCGCGUAGGACGCUGGCUCAGGUUAGGUCUGCCCGAGCCCGCCGUUGGUCUUGAGGACACACAAUACGACGACUGGAUAGAGGAUCCUGCACGCCUUGAAAAGUACAGCUACGUAGCAGACUUCGUACAAAAUUUCCUCGGGGAUGCCCUCUUUACACGACUCAUGGACAUCUUCAGGGCCAAAACAAAAUCCAAGUCACUCACUCAAUUGACCAACCACCACUUCUUCGUCUGCAUGCUCAUACGCAGCAAGGUACCCUACCGAGACCAACUUUCGUCCUUCGAGACCUGGACUAAAUCUCUCCUGGGGAAGAAGAGGAAACAUCAACCAUCUCCUCACCGACAUUCUACCCACCGACAACCUUCUGGCCCACAACACCCGCCUGCAGCGGAAUGGUCGAUGGUGGAACCGCCUGGACCAGUCAAACAGUGGCAUCUGCCGUUGAAAAAACGAGUAACAGCUCGGAUGUUGCAAACCCACAGUUUUUGA